Osmerus eperlanus (European smelt) is the source of this 5199-nucleotide messenger RNA. RefSeq names its product FRAS1-related extracellular matrix protein 2-like. The record is from RefSeq and is a predicted model, not a curated record. Lineage: Eukaryota; Metazoa; Chordata; Actinopteri; Osmeriformes; Osmeridae. Gene Ontology annotation, biological process: anatomical structure morphogenesis.
AUGCCAACCAUCAUCAUCAGCCUGCUGGCUCUCUUCUGCACAACAGUCCAGGGCACCAACUACGGCCCUCGUCCACCCAGCCCUCUCCCCCAGCCAGACUCCAUCAUCCUGGGCCUGCAGGCGCUGCAGGUGCCUCUGGGCGGGGUGGUGUUCCUGGAACCCCGGCUCCACCUGCAGACCAGAGUGCUUCCAGGGGAUCGCUGCCAGGUGACUGUCCUGGAUCAGAACCGCGUGGUUCCCCCCAGACCAGGAACCCUGCACCCCCUGAGGUUCCCCUGUGGGUUCCGGCGAGGGCAGGUGAGCUACACGCACCACGGCUCCCGCACGGCGCGUCGUGAUUGGCUGCGGCUGCAGGUGAGGUACGACACGCCCACGGACACCAUGGUGCUGCCCCUGACUCUGGAGGUGGAGCUGACCUCUGACCCCAGGCCAGGCGGCGUUCCGCUGGUCAUCCUGGAGACGGACGGGCUCAGCAACCCUAUCGAUGGGCGGAGCCUGGGGAUUCACCCUGGUGCCGGGGGAGGGGCCUCGCCCUGUAAGAUCACCUCAUUGGUGGGAACAAUUGGGCUCCCCAAGUAUGGAUCUCUGGUGGGGGACGUCACCCGCGGCCAGGCGGUGGGCUGUGACGUGUUCGUCAACAUGGGGGUUCGUUACAAACUCUCCGCCUCCUCCCCAGCCUCCCCCAUCCUGGACUACAUCCCCCUGCUGGUUGAGCAUCUGGACAGGAAGGGGCAUGUCCAGCAGAGGGAGCACAUCCAGGUCACGGUGAAGGUCAGGGAGGGCGUGGUCAACUCCAAGCCCCGGCCCAGCUUCCUGUCCCUGAUGAUGCUGGAGGUGAACCAGUUUGUCAUGACGGCGGUUACCGCGGAGACGCUGGCGGCGGAGGACCAGGAGUCGGUCGCCGAGGAGCUUGUCUUCCACAUCCUGUCUCCCCCGGCGACCAUCGACGGUUAUGUCAUCAGCACCGACGACCCGACCCGGCCAAUCGGCUCGUUCUGCCAGGGUGACAUCUCGGCGCUGAAGGUGGCGUUUGUCCCGCCCCAGGGGGAUUCGGACCGCGAGCGCGUGGUGCACCUGGAGCUGGAGGUUGAGGAUGGCGACGGAGCACGCUCAGAACGCUUCUCUCUCAUGGUGCUGGUCAAGCCAAUGAACACGCUGGCUCCCGUCGUCACAGGCAACCAGGGGCUCACGCUAUUCGAGGGCCAAUCGCGGCCCCUCUCUGUGCGCGUCAGCGAUGAGGACGACCUAUCGGAGGUGAGGAUCUGGGUGAGGGCGGGGCUGAGGCACGGGGCUCUGCGGGUGGGCGGGUCAGCUGACAGGAAGUGGUUCACGGCGGCGGAGCUGCACGAGGGCGGGGUUGUGUACGAGCACGACGGCAGCGAGACGUCCAGUGACAACAUCCUGUUCCACAUGAAGGACGGGCAGGGCCACGAGGUCCACUUCCUGUUCCUGGUGACCGUCGUCCAAUUGGAUGACGAGCCCCCGGUGGUCGACGUCAACACAGGAUUGGUCGUCCACAGGAAGCAGACUGUCUUCAUUUCCUCCCGUGUUCUCAGUGCCACCGACGUUGACUCAGAGGACUCCUCCCUGACCUUCACCCUCCUCCCCCCCGCCUCCCCCCAGGGUGUGGUCGUCCUCAGGCAGAGCGAGAGGCCAGAGGGGGCGGGGCCAGAGGGGGCGGGGCUAGAUGGGUGGGUGUUCCUCGGCUCCGAGGGCGUGUUCGAGCGUGCCGUGACAUCAUGGACCCAGAAAGACCUCCAAGAUGGCCGCCUCUUCUACCGACACACCGGCCCCCGCCUCCCCGGCCUGACCAAUCACCAGCUGGUGUUCCGUGUCCAGGACGACAACGUCCCCCCCAACCAAUCGGAGGAGGUGGUGUUGGAGGUGACGGUGCAGCCGGUGGACGAGGUUCCUCCAGAGGUGGUCCCCGGUUUUCCUCUCAGCGUGACAGUUCCACGGUUCUCCGGUUCUCCUCUCAGCGUGACGGUUCUGGGGCCACGCCUCACUCCAAUACACCGCGGCUGUCUUCUCUUCACAGACCUCGGCUCCGACGACCGGGACAUCCGCUACUCUCUCACCUUCCCCCCCAGGGAGGCCGGCCUCCCCCCCAGCCUCCCCCAGGGCAGCCUGGUGCUGACAGACAGCCCGGAGGUCGAGGUGUCAGAGUUCACCCAGGAACAGAUCAACCACCUGAAGAUCUCCUACCGGCCUCCUGCCCAGGGCCUGCUCCUGGGUCCUAGAGCCCUCAACAUCAGCUUCAUCGUGAUGGACCGAGCUGGAAACUCCGCCCCCGGAACCCUCAGGGUGCUCCUCCUCCCUGGCGACGACACGCCCCCUCGAGGCCGCCACGCGGACCUCAACAUACACGUCAAGGACACGUAUGUGCUUACCCGCGCCGACGUCACGGACACGGGUGUUGAUGACAUCAUCGCGACGGUGGUGGUGGUGACUCAGACGCCAGCUCUUGGAGUGUUGAUGUGUGCGGGGGCGGAGCUAUCCGUCGGAGGGAGUUUCCACCUAUCGGACAUUGACGGCGGUGCGGUGGUCUACGUUCACCGCGGUGACCGACCAGGAAAUGAUGUCAUCAAAGUGGAGGUGAGUGACGGGCGUCGCAAGUUCCCGGUAACUUUGGUAACCUUGCGGAUAGACGUGGUACCUGCUCCCGCGCCCCUCCCGCCGACCCCCCCUCCCCCUCCAGGUGAGCUGAGCAUCACCCUCCAGGUGAACGAGACGGCAGAGACACACCUGAGCGGGCAAGAGUUCCCGCUGACACUGGCGCACGCUGAUGACAUCACCAUCGUCCUCCUGGUCGACCAACCGCCACGGUUCGGUGUGAUCCAGGUUCGUGGCGAGCCCUCUGAUAGGCUGAGCCUGCGGGAUGUCAUCGACGGGUUGGUGUCGUACGUCCACUUAGGAGAGGAGGUGGGUCCCUGGGGGCGGAACGACAGCUUCAUGCUCACCGUGAUAGGCCGCUGGGUCGUCGGGGGCAACCGAGUGGAGAGGGUGCGUGUGGAGGUGCGCGUGCUUCCUGUGGACUCCGCCCCGCCCGUCCUCCACGUGGGCGAGGCGGUGAGGGUGACGGAGGGCGAGAGGACGAGGGUGACCAAUCACAACGUUCGUCUGGAGGACGGGGACACGCCCCCGGAACGCCUCCUGUGUUCCGUCCUGACCCCGCCCACCUUCGGGUUCCUGGAGGUCGCAACCCCGGCGCCUGGCUCGGAGAAGUCUCGUGCCGGCAUCGCCGCGAUGAUGUUCUCCCAAGCGGAGCUGCUGCGAGGCGGCGUGUUCUACGUGCAGAGCGUCCACCGCGGGACCGAGCCCGUGGAGGACAGGCUCACCCUCCGCUGCUCCGACGGCACCCACCAAUCACAUCCCCUCAUCGUCCCCGUGGUGAUCGUCCCGGCCAAUGACGAGGCGCCCCAGCUGUUCUGGCGGGAGCUGUUAGUCGAGGAGGGCAUGAGCCUCGCCGUGGACGAGCCACUCCUCAACGCCCGCGACCUGGACCUCCCCGCCGACCCCCUCCUCUUCAGGGUCAAAGUUCAACCCCUUCACGGACGCCUCGUCCAGCACCUGCCCACGGGCACCGUCUCUGUGGCGACCUUCACCCUGGAGCAGGUGCGGGCGGGGUCGCCCAUCCUGUACGAGCACGGCGGGUCGGAGGAGCCGAGGGACAACUUCACCCUGGUCCUGACGGACGGCCGGCACCAGACGGAGGCCACCGUCCUGGUCCUGGUCCUGCCCGUGGACGAUGAGACGCCCCGGGUGGAGGUGAACGCCGGCCUGGAGCUCCUGCCGGGCCAGAGCCGCCCUCUGACCCCCAGGGUCGUCAAGGUGACCGACCUGGACUCCGACGACCCCAGCCUGACCUUCGUGCUCCGCCAGGAGCCUCGUGAGGGACGGCUGGAGAGACGUGUAGGGUCAGAGGUCAACAUCACUGUGGGUAUGAACUUCACCCAGAGGGAUGUGGACGCGGGCAUGGUCUGGUACACGCACACCGGUCGCCAUGGCGGCAGUCGAGACCUGUUCCGCUUCGACGUGACGGACGGCACCAACCUGCUGAUCGACCGUUACUUCUACAUCACCAUCGCCGGCGACGACGCUGUCCACCCGGUGGUGGUGAACCGGGGCGUGGCGUUACCGGAAGGCGGCCGCGUCCUCCUGACCACCGACGUCCUCAGCACCUCCGACCUCAACAGCCCCGAUGAGCGCCUGACCUUCACCCUGACCCGCGGCCCCGCCAGGGGUCACCUGGAGGUCACCGACCGACCCGGGGUUGCCGUGACGACCUUCACGCAGCUGCAGCUGGCGGGAAGUAAGGUGUUCUACGUCCACACGGCGCUGGACGAGGGGAGACACGACAGCUUUGAGUUCCAGGUGACAGAUGGGAGGAACGUCGUCUAUAGGACCUUCAGGGUGUCAAUCACAGACGUGGACAACAAGCGGCCAAUCCUGCGCGUGCGUGGGCUGACCCUGGGGGGCGGGGCCACCAAGCUGGUCACGCCCUUCGAGCUGGGCGUGGAGGACGAGGACACCCCUGAUUGGCUGGUGGAGUUCACGGUGACCCGCCCCCCUCUCUGGGGUCGCCUCCUCUACAACAGAACCAGAACCACCUCCUCCUUCACCAUGGACCUGAAGGAGAACCGGAUCAGCUAUCAGAGCCGCGGUUACACGGAGGACAGCCUCCUCUUCAUCGUGACAGACGGAACCCACGCUGGGUUCCACGUGUUCCCCGACACCGUCCGGCUCACGGUUCUACCCCAGACCCUGCGGUUCCACAUCCUCCCCGGGGAGGGGGGGGGACCCAGGCUGGUUCUCAACAGGGCCGUCACCUCCCUCACGGUUCUCCAGACCGGUUCUCCUGGCUUGGUCAUCACCAACAAGGUCCUGAAGGCGGAGAAAAGAGCCCAGCCCAGGCAGGACAUCAUGUUCUGGGUCACGAAACAGCCGAAGUGGGGGGUGCUGAUCAACACAGCCCUGGGGAACUCAAGCAUCAGCACCUUUACUCAGGAUGACGUGGACCAGAUGAGGAUCAGCUAUGUUCUUCCAGACAGGGUGAACUCCUCCUCGGACGUCUUCCUCUUCAGUCUGCUGGACCAGAAGGGCCAGCCCUUGUCUGGCCAGCCCUUCCAGCUGCGCUGGUCCUGGGUGUCCCUGGAGCCUGUGCGCCCCCCGGUGGAUGAGAGCUGCAGCUACAUGCAG